Messenger RNA from Gekko japonicus, 1913 nucleotides. RefSeq names its product fukutin related protein (gene FKRP). NCBI's taxonomy places the organism in Eukaryota, Metazoa, Chordata, Lepidosauria, Squamata, Gekkonidae. Gene Ontology annotation, biological process: protein O-linked glycosylation via mannose. Gene Ontology annotation, cellular component: Golgi apparatus. The transcript is spliced from 3 exons. Bases 293 to 1804 code for a protein of 503 amino acids. The record is from RefSeq and is a predicted model, not a curated record.
UGCUACGGCCCUUAUGCUAUUGACACUAAGAACAACUAUGGAUCCUGGUUUAGCUACUUUUGGACCACCAUACUGUAAUCGCCAUCUGCACUUAAUUUCACUUUGCCUGGCUGAACAUGGCCUCUGUUGACACCCGCAGAAUGUUCAGACCUGCCUCUCCACAACAGGCAUGGCUGUGAGCGAAAGUGAAGGCCAGUGAGGUAGACUAGAUUUGGAUGGAUGAGUCCAGAACCGCAGGACCCCUCAUGGUCCAGGGACCGGCCCCCCGCGACGCCCUCCCGCCCCUCGCAAGAUGCGCGUCACUUUCUGCCAGGCCGUGCUGGCCGUCGCCAUAGCGUUUAACCUGCUGGUCCUCUACUACAUCUCACGGCUGCAACAGCACAUCCUCCACCGCCACCGAGACCACGCGCAGCCCAGCGCCCGUCAGCAGGCCGCUCCCCUGAGGCCCGGCGUGACCCUCCUCAUCAGGGAGUUCGAAGAUUUCGAAAACUACGUCCCCAACGUGGCUCGGUCUUUCCUGAGACAAGAACCGGAGCUGCCCAUUGUCGUGGCGGCGGACCGCCUCCCGUACCCGCCCAUGGUUCUCCCAAACGCUCCCAACGUCCAAGUGGUCCUUCUCAAGCCGACCCCCGACCAGCCCGCCCACGUCUUCAGGCCCGAGACCUACGUGAGAACGGAACACGUGGCCCUGGUGCCCGACGGGGUGAAGGCGGACGCGACAUCCCAGCUGGAGCGGAUGCUGGAAGAGUUCAAGGCCAGCCAAAGCACGGUGGAGAUGGUGGCAGCUCCCGUACACUCCAUGACCCCCCUCCAGUGCCUGAACCUCCGGGUCAGCCUUAAGGAAUGGAUGGCCGAGUACACAGCGGCGCCUCCUUCCUCCAAGCUGUGCACGGCCUUGAAGGGGGAGGCCGUCCUCCUUCUCCGCACCAAGGACCUCUUCAACCUCUCCGUGCCCCUGGCCAAGCCUCUGCUGACCUCCCUCUUCAUCCAGACCUCCCUGCGAGGCUGGGCGGUCCGCCUCCUCGACGUCUCUUUCUCGGCCCUCCACCACCCCUUGUUCACCUCCUCCCACAACCAGUGGAAGGCCGACAACCUCGCCCGAUCCAACCGGCUGCAGCUCUUCCGGGACUUCGGGAUCAAGCGGGUCGUCCUGGAGGACGGGAAGGAGCAGUGGUUCGGAUGCGGCAAGGAGACCCCGCGGUGCUUCGGGACCAUCCACGACGACACCCCAGAAUACCUCUACCGAAACCGCUGGACCCCACCCUGCUGCCUCAAAGCCUUGAGGGAGACGGCCAAAUACGUCAUCAACGUCCUGGAGACGUCCGGGGUGCGGUACUGGCUGGAAGGGGGGACGCUCCUCGGGGCAGCCCGUCAUCACGACCUCAUCCCGUGGGACUACGACGUUGACAUGGGCAUCUACCUGGAGGACAUCCCCAACUGCGAGCUGCUCAGGGGCGCCGAGUUGGGCUCCAUCGUGGACGAGAAGGGCUUUGUCUGGGAGAAAGCUGUCGAGGGGGACUUCUACCGAGUGCAGUACAGCGAGCACAACCACCUGCACGUCGACCUCUGGCCCUUCUAUCCCAAGAACGGCGUGAUGACCAAGGACACCUGGAUGGACCACCGGCAGGACGUCGAGUUCCCCGAACACUUCCUGAAGCCCUUGGUCCCCAUCCAGUUCGCCGGCUUCCUGGCUCUCGCGCCCAACGAUCACCGGGCCUUCCUGGAGCUGAAGUUUGGAGAAGGAGUGAUCGAAAACCCGGAAUACCCCAACCCGGCACUGAAGAGAAUGGAGAAGGAAAACUGAACGGGCGCUUUGGGCGGGUCUGAGCCUUGAAGAGAGAGGCUCUCGGGUAUCUCAGAGCUAAAGUUCUUCCCUUUCUUGAGUGUGUGUGUGUGUAUGUGUGUGAAGUGCU